AUGUGCUGACAGUCCCUGGCAAAGCUCGCCUGAGAAACACAUCGCACCUUGUCUUGCACACAGAACAGGGAGCGAUAUCUUCAAUUUUAUAUAUAUGCCGAGAAAAAAAAAACUUGUCAUUUACACAGGAGAAUUUCGUAAGCAUGAACCGUUUUGUACUGAAUAUUAAUUGCUCGUUGGCUCCGUUUUGAUUUUUGAUUUUGAUUUUUAAUCUUUUGGGACUUUGGAGAUCCGCAUACGCAAUUUUUAUCGUUGCCAUUUCUUAUGCUCGUUCGACACCGAUGCAGUGAUUUUUUUCUUAAAUAUACAUCAGAUGAAAGCCUGAAUCGAUGUGGAGGAAAUCAACCAGGUUCGUCGGUGAGGUUGAGCUGUUAAGGGGCGCACGAUGGUCCAUUUCUCAAGAUAAUGGAUCAAUCUGUCAAAACGGAUGUGAAUUGAAGGUUUGUGAGCACUGAGGGCCCUACUAGGGCCUGCACGUUAACACUGCAAAGUGUACAUUUUGCCUACUUUUCAUUAGUGCUGACUUUAGGCCUACACAAUGACUUUUAACUAGACUUAAAUGACCCUGACAUUAAUGACCCUACAUAGCCCUAAUGAACUCUCUGCUGUACAGCACUACACAUGGCUGUAAUUUAUAUAGAUACUCUGAUGACUUGGCCCCGCUGUAGCACACCUGGAUCCCACUGAAGGUUUUUUUUUUUUUUUUUUAAAGCAGAGCAGUCUUAUUUUUUUUUUACUGUUUGGGCCUUAGCGAGUCUCUUUAUUGAUUGAUUUGUAUCUAGAAUUUUGAAUAAGAGUUGGCCGUAACCCAGGCCUUCUCCCUCUCUCAGUGAACAAUGAGUAAAUUAACCCAAAUGCACAGCAGUCCUGCACGUCAUAGGGAGCUCUGUUACACUUUAGGAGCACAUCACUAAGAGAGCCGAAGCAUUUUAGUUUUCAAUUUAGCUGUAUUCCUAGUCCUUACCUCCUUUACCAUUCACAAUGAGCUUCUCAAUGCGGAACGGUGCACAUCUAAUCUGGAUAGGCCUACUGGUUUGUUGCCUUGUCGACAUGGGGGCCAGCAUGGAGUUCACUGGUGCAGAAGGCCAGUGGGCAAGGUUUCCCAUGUGGAACGCCUGCUGCGAAAGCGAAAUGAGUUUCAACAUGAAGACCAAAAGCGCUCAUGGACUUUUAGUGUACUUUGACGACGAGGGAUUCUGUGACUUCUUGGAACUGCUCAUCCACAAUGGUAGACUCAGUUUGCGGUUCUCCAUCUUCUGCGCCGAGCCAGCGACCGUGUUCUCAGACACAGCCGUCAAUGACAGCCGCUGGCACGCCGUGACCUUGCGCAGGAAUUUCAAAAACACUACUUUAGUUGUGGACGAAGAAAUCAAGUGGGUGGAGGUAAAGUCGAAACGGAGGGACAUGACGGUCUUCAGCCAUUUAUUCUUAGGGGGGAUACCUCCUGAACUGCGAUCUGUAGCAUUACGCCUCACAUCUUCAGCCAUAAAAGAUGAGGUUCCCUACAAAGGAUGGAUAACCAACCUGAGAGUGAACGGCUCGGAGCCGGUGCUUAUCGGUAGCGAUGGAGUCAACAGCGACAUUUGCGAAGCCGACCACAUUUGCCUGAAUGGAGGAGUCUGCAGCAUUGUCAACGAUGAGCCCAUUUGCGACUGCUCUGAAACGGGAUUCCAGGGAAAAGACUGCAGUGAAGAAGAGGCCUAUGUAGGAGGUCUUGCGCACCUGAUGAUGGGCGACCAAGGGAAAAGAAAAGAGAGAGAAGAAUAUAUGGCCACAUUCAAGGGUUCGGAGUAUUUCUGUUACGAUCUGUCCCCGAACCCCAUCCAGAGCAGUAGCGAUGAGAUUACGCUCUCCUUCAAGACCCUGCAGCGCAAUGGACUGAUGCUUCACACCGGAAAGUCUGCAGACUACGUCAACCUGGCGCUGAAGAACGGAGCCGUCUCGCUGGUCAUCAACCUGGGCUCUGGGGCCUUCGAGGCCCUGGUGGAGCCCGUCAAUGGGAAAUUUAAUGACAAUGCCUGGCAUGAUGUGAAGGUUACCAGGAACCUUCGUCAGCACUCAGGCAUUGGACACGCUAUGGUAAACAAACUACAUUGUUCGGUUACAAUAUCCGUGGAUGGGAUUCUGACCACCACUGGAUAUACGCAAGAGGACUACACCAUGCUAGGCUCGGAUGACUUUUUCUAUGUCGGCGGUAGUCCCAGCACUGCCGAUCUUCCUGGAUCACCUGUCAGCAACAACUUUAUGGGCUGCUUGAAAGAGGUUGUUUACAAAAACAACGAUGUAAGACUUGAGCUGUCUCGACUGGCCAAGCUGGGCGACCCAAAGAUGAAGGUGAGCGGUGUGGUGGCCUUCAAAUGUGAGAACGUGGCUACUCUCGACCCUGUGACUUUUGAGACGCCUGAGUCAUUCAUUACCCUUGACAAGUGGUCCGCCAAAAAAGCCGGCUCCAUCUCUUUCGACUUCCGCACCACUGAACCCAACGGCCUGCUCCUCUUCAGCCAUGGAAAACCCAAACCCCAGCAACAGAAAGACCCUAAGAGCCCUAAAACAUUGAAGGUGGAUUUCUUUGCCAUUGAGAUGCUGGACGGCCACCUCUACCUUCUUCUCGACAUGGGCUCAGGCACCACCAAAACUAGAGCUGUCAACAAGAAAGUCAAUGACGGAGAAUGGUACCACGUGGACUUCCAGAGAGAUGGAAGAUCAGGCACCAUUUCCGUCAACUCGAUUCGCACUCCCUACAACGCUCCUGGUGAGAGUGAGAUACUGGACCUGGACGAUAAACUGUACCUGGGCGGCCUGCCAGAGGACCGGGCCGGUCUGAUCUUCCCCACGGAGGUGUGGACCGCUCUCCUAAAUUACGGCUAUGUGGGCUGUGUGCGGGAUCUGUUCAUGGAUGGCCAGAGCAAGGACAUUCGGCGGAUAGCAGAGGCUCAGAGAGCGGUCGGGGUGAAGCCGUCUUGCUCUAAAGAACCCCCCAAACAGUGUCUGAGCAACCCCUGUCUGAACAGCGGCACCUGCAGAGAGGGCUGGAACCGCUAUGUGUGCGACUGCUCCGGGACGGGAUAUCUGGGACGCUCCUGUGAGAGAGAUGCCACGAUCCUCAGUUACGAUGGUAGUAAGUUCAUGAAGAUCCAGCUGCCGGUGGUGAUGCACACAGAAGCGGAGGACGUGUCCCUGCGCUUUCGUUCUCAACGGGCCUACGGUGUUCUAAUGGCGACCACAUCGCAAAACUCUGCUGAUACUCUGAGGCUGGAGCUGGACGGAGGGCGGGUCCGACUCACUGUCAAUCUAGACUGUAUCAGGAUAAACUGUACUACCAGUAAAGGUCCAGAGACCAUAUUUUCGGGCCAGAACUUGAAUGACAACGAAUGGCACACAGUUCGUGUCGUCAGAAGAGGCAAAAGUCUAAAGCUGAUGGUGGACGACUUGCAGCCCUCUGAAGGUCAAAUCACUGGGGACCACACGCAGCUGGAGUUCCACAAUGUGGAAACGGGCAUCGUUACCGAGAAGCGCUACAUGCCCGCUGUGCCCUCCAACUUCAUCGGACACCUGCAGGGUUUGUCCUUCAAUGGCAUGUCCUACAUUGACUUGUGCAAGAACGGCGAUAUCGACUACUGCGAACUGAACGCCAUGAUCGGCUACAGGAGCAUCGUGGCAGACCCAGUGACCUUCAAGUCUCGCUCCAGCUAUGUGACUUUGCCCACCCUGCAGGCCUACUAUUCGAUGCACCUCUUCUUCCAGUUUAAGACUACUUCUCCAGAUGGGCUCAUCCUGUACAACCGAGGAGAUGGCAAUGACUUUAUAGUGGUAGAGCUGGUUAAAGGAUAUCUCCAUUACGUGUCAGAUCUGGGAAAUGGAGCUCAUCUCAUCAAAGGCAAUUCCAACACACCGCUAAAUGACAAUCACUGGCACAACGUGAUGAUCUCGCGAGAUACAAACAACCUCCAUACUGUCAAAAUAGACACCAAAAUCACCACACAGACUACCAUGGGAGCCAAGAACCUGGAUCUGAAAGGUGAUCUGUAUGUUGGAGGUGUGGCUAAAGAUAUGUAUAAGGACUUGCCAAAGCUGGUGCAUUCAAAAGAGGGCUUCCAGGGCUGCCUGGCAUCUGUGGACCUGAACGGCCGCUUGCCAGACCUGCAGUCAGACGCACUGUCCACCGCCGGCCAGGUGGAGAGAGGCUGCGAAGGCCCCAGCACUACCUGUCAGGAGGACUCCUGCUCCAAUCAGGGCGUGUGUCUGCAGCAGUGGGAGGGGUUUAGUUGCGACUGCAGCAUGACAUCAUAUGGAGGGCCACUCUGCAAUGACCCGGGAACCACAUACAUAUUCGGACGUGAUGGAGGGCUUAUUGUGUACACAUGGCCACCCAACGACAGACCGAGCACACGAGCUGACCGACUGGCUGUCGGUUUUAGUACCCAGCAGAAGGAUGCAGUGCUGGUUAGGGUGGACAGCUCUUCUGGCCUGGGAGACUACCUUCAGCUUCAGAUUGAAAGAGGCAAUAUCAAAGUGGUGUUCAAUGUGGGCACCGAUGACAUAAACAUUGAAGAAACUUCAAAGUUUGUAAAUGAUGGAAAGUACCACAUAGUUCGCUUUACGAGAAGUGGUGGUAACGCCACCUUGCAGGUGGAUGAUCUGCCAGUCAUUGAGCGCUACCCAUCAGGCAACAUUGAUAACGAACGCCUGGCGAUUGCUAGACAGCGAAUCCCAUAUCGGCUUGGUCGAGUAGUUGACGAUUGGCUACUCGACAAAGGUCGGCAGCUCACCAUCUUCAACAGUCAGACCACCAUAAAGAUUGGAGGCUGGGAGAAGGGCAGCCGGCCCUUCCAGGGUCAGCUCUCAGGGCUUUACUACAAUGGGCUAAAAGUACUCAACAUGGCCGCUGAGGGUGACCCUAAUGUGCGUGUGGAGGGUAGUGCCCGGCUGGUAGGAGACAUGCCCUCCUCUUCUAUCACGCCACAGUCCAGCGUCUCUGCUGCGGGAAAUCGUUCAGAAACGUCACCCUCCAUCACUGACAUCACCACUACAACGGCGUCCAACCGCCAGGGCAAGCAGACCACAACUCCACAGGACGAUCUUCUCGUAGCGUCUGCAGAAUGCCCCAGCGAUGAUGAGGACAUUGACCCUUGCGACCCAAGUUCAGGUGGGUUAG
Danio rerio (zebrafish) is the source of this 5155-nucleotide messenger RNA. RefSeq names its product neurexin 1a (gene nrxn1a). Gene Ontology annotation, biological process: sprouting angiogenesis. The record is from RefSeq and is marked reviewed. Gene Ontology annotation, cellular component: membrane. Lineage: Eukaryota; Metazoa; Chordata; Actinopteri; Cypriniformes; Danionidae.